UAUUUGAUUAGGCCGUGAUUGUGUGCGAUAUAAAAAGGGAGAUUUCACCACCCGUUCAAUUCGAAUGUAAUAAAUGUUUGAAUGAAGACAUGCUGGUGCAUAACGCAAGUGUCAUUGCGGCUGCACAAAUCAACGCUAAUGUUGUCGAAACGGGGGUGCGGCUGCUGGGAUGGAACGUCCCAGCAUCCGAAUUAAUUCACAUUCCCGUCCAUUGGCUGUCCUACCCGGAACCGGAGGCCUCCAUCCACUACCUCCUCGGCUUGCUGUACAUAUUUAUGCUGACCAUGGGCAUCAUCGGAAACGGAUUAGUAAUUUGGAUUUUUUCGACAUCGAAAAGUUUGAAAACCGCCUCCAAUAUGUUCGUAGUCAAUCUGGCCUUUUGUGAUAUUAUUAUGAUGAUGAAAAUGCCCAUUUUCGUUUACAAUUCGUUUAAUCGCGGUUUCGCCUUGGGACACGUUGGAUGCCAAAUAUUUGGAUUUGUUGGAUCCUUAUCGGGUAUUGGUGCCGGAAUGUCGAAUGCCUUUAUCGCCUACGAUCGGUACGCGACUAUUUCGAAUCCGCUAGAAGGGAAAUUAACUCGCACAAAAGCCUUGAUGAUGAUUUUCAUAAUUUGGUGCUAUACAUUCCCAUGGGCUGUACUGCCUAUGUUCGAGUUUUGGGGGAGAUUUGUUCCAGAGGGAUUCCUUACCUCGUGCUCUUUUGAUUAUUUGACCGACACAUUCGACAAUGAUAUGUUUGUCGUUGUUUUGUUUAUAUGCUCUUACGUUAUUCCAAUGGGACUUAUCAUUUAUUUCUACAGUCAAAUUGUGAAAGAAGUUAUGCACCAUGAGAAGGCUUUGCGUGAUCAAGCCAAAAAGAUGAAUGUAGAAUCUUUGAGAAGCAACCAAGCCGCGCAAUCUCAAUCGGUUGAAAUCAAAAUUGCCAAAGUUGCCAUAAUGGUGUGCUUCCUGUUUGUUGCUUCUUGGACACCAUACGCAGUUCUUUCUUUGAUUGGAGCUUUCGGCGACCAGUCACUUCUCACUCCAGGGAUUACUAUGAUACCGGCGUUGACGUGCAAAUUUGUCGCGUGUCUAGACCCAUACGUAUACGCUUUAAGUCACCCACGUUACAGAAUGGAACUCCAAAAGAGAUUACCAUGGCUGGCAAUUAAGGAAGAAGGAGUAUCCGAUGCUCAAUCUAUGGUUACAACCACCACGGCAGGAGUUACGGCGCCUGCUACGACCGAACCGGCUGCGACGGCGUAGAGGAUUUACUAAACAAAAAAAACUGGACCAAGCGCAAUGGAUAAAUGGAUCUGAAUCUGACUUUUCACCAUUCACUUACCACAACCUUUAUGUUGUUAGAGAUAAUUGUAAAUACAAUUGUUUUCAUUCAUACAUUCUGAAUAAUUCCUGAGCAUAACAAUACAAUUGUUGCAAUCUG
Molecule: messenger RNA, 1422 nt
Organism: Photinus pyralis (common eastern firefly)
Lineage: Eukaryota; Metazoa; Arthropoda; Insecta; Coleoptera; Lampyridae
Product: opsin, ultraviolet-sensitive-like
Exons: 6
Coding region: 90-1244 (384 amino acids)
Biological process (GO): visual perception; G protein-coupled receptor signaling pathway
Cellular component (GO): membrane
Molecular function (GO): G protein-coupled receptor activity
Source: RefSeq, a predicted model, not a curated record